Molecule: messenger RNA, 1113 nt
Organism: Trichoderma breve
Lineage: Eukaryota; Fungi; Ascomycota; Sordariomycetes; Hypocreales; Hypocreaceae
Product: fungal zn(2)-Cys(6) binuclear cluster domain-containing protein
Exons: 3
Coding region: 1-1113 (370 amino acids)
Biological process (GO): regulation of DNA-templated transcription
Molecular function (GO): DNA-binding transcription factor activity, RNA polymerase II-specific; zinc ion binding
Source: RefSeq, a predicted model, not a curated record
AUGGCGUCCAAUAUUCGCGGCAAUCCCACUCAUUUCUUGAAACGAUCCUUUUCGACGCCUUCGGUGGGUGGUGCAACCCCAUCAUCGUACUUGGAAUCACAAUCCUUGGCGCCACCGAUGGGUGAAAAGAAGAGGAAUAAGCUUGGUUAUCAUCGAACAUCAAUCGCCUGCGGUCAUUGCCGUCGACGUAAGAUACGCUGCAUUAUUUCCACGGAGGACCAGAAUCGGUGUGUCAAUUGCAUACGGCUCAAGAAAGAGUGCAGCUUUCACCCUGUGGACCAGCAGCAGCCAUACGAUCAAAAGCAGCAGCCACCCCAGACACCUGGGGGUUCCAAUACUGUGACGGCAUCUUCAUCGCCCGCUAUAUCUCGUGGCAGCUCUGUCGAUCAGGGACCGCAGCGACAACAUUAUUCUUCCAUACCUGUCGCGCCGUUGCCCAGCAUGGGCACUCCAACAAUCCAGACACCUCAAAGCGAAUUCUUUCCGCAAGACAUGGAAGCUUCGUCUAAUACCAUAUCGUCUGGACCAUCAUAUGCUAUAGGAGAUUCAUCUUCACCAGGAUGGAUGGCCACGGAUACAGAUAGCGACGCAAUGGCGAAACCUCGCGACCCGAACGCGAUUUGGCGACCGUCGUUUCAAGCAAACAUGGGCGGGCAACUUUCCCCAUAUGCUGAUCCAUCAGCUUCCUCGACCGCUUGGGCGGGCUCGAACUACGCGUCUGCCAACGAAAUGGGAUGGAAUAGUAGCAUGCCACCGCCUCCUCGCUCCAUGUCCUUCAGUGGAGAGAUGCUGGGAAGCCAUCACACACCGCAGUACUAUCCUGUGCCCCAGCAAAAUCAAAUCUACGAAAGGCAUUCUCAACAUUUUCCUCCCAUGUACAGCGGAGGAGUGCCUGUGGGUGAGGCGGAUGAAGGUAUAGAGCAGGCCAUUGACCCUGCAAUAAUGGGAAGUGCUGUCCCCUCAGCAGCACCAAUGGCUUGGCAACAACAAGCACAGCAACAGCCGCAACAGCUCAUACCACAGCAUCAACAGCACCAAAUAACAGAUACUCAAGCGGGUGUUUAUCGUACAUGGGGAGAGUACGGUGAAGGCGAUAGAUCACAACACAUGUAG